AUGGCGGCCCCGGCGCAUCGGAGCGAACCCGAACCCGACGACGAAGAGCGCGAGCUGGCGCGGCAGAUCCUGGUGCUGGAGCGCAAAGCCAAGCUGCGCCAGCGGCUCCGGCAGCUGCAGGAGGCCGAAGCGGCCGAGGAGGCCAAGGAGGCCAAGGAGGUCCGCGACAGCCUCGCAGCGCGAGCGCACGCGCGUGCGAGCAACGCGGUCGAGCCCGAGGACAAUCACGUCAUGGGCCGCCAGCCUCUGCCAUUUCAGCGACAACACCAACUGUUGGAGGAGGAGGAGGACGACGACGACGACAAAGAUCCAGAUAAAGUGCCAGGCGCACUGCAGACGGAAACGGCCCUGCCGCUUCGGCCUGCGCCCCCCGCGCCCGGCCCGCAGACCCAACAGGGCCGCCCAGACUUCUGGUCCUUGUCCAAGUUUGGCCUGCUGGCCUGCGUCGACACGGCAAUGGGCUCCUCCCACGCGGCGCAGCCGCCGCCCACACACGCCGUCGGCGUGGCCCUUAAUGCGCAGUUUGACCCGACCUUUUACGUCGUGCGCGCGGCCGACGGCGGCGGCGGCGACGACGAGUGGACGCUGCCGGCCGGCCAUGUGCUGGGCGUGACGUGCUCGUACAGCCUGACGGCGCUGCGGCGCGACGCCGGGCCGCUGCUGUUCCAGCCAGGGGGCGGCCGGCGUGCCGUCCGCGUGCUGGAACUGGCGGUCCACAUCAAGGUCAUGUUUGCGGGCCACGCGCCGCGGAAUGUGGCCCUGCGCCGGGGGUCGCCGGCGACCCGACUGGCCAGAGCAGCCGGCGGGACGGCCGGCACGACGGGCACGACCGACACGACCGACACGACACAGACAGCCGGCAACGACCGGGCGCGGCGUGUGGUCCUGGCGCCCAAGCCUCACGCGACGUCGCUUAGCCAGCAGAGCCUGUGGUGGACCAGCGUGCACGACGCGGACAGCGACGGCCGGAUCCGGGGCAACCGGAGCCGCAGCGGGCGUCUGCCGCAGUGGACAGCGUCGUCGCCGCGCGAACACCGCUUCGAGCUGGAGAUGAUUAUGAAGAAGCCCCCGCCCAAGGAGGCGACGGAGGGGCCGUCCAGCCCAGCAAAGACAAAGACGAAGACGAUAACAAAGACGAAGACGGCGUCGGCGUCGGCACCACUACCCACAGGCACAGGCGCUCGUGCCGACGCCAAGCCAGUCGCGCGCGGCCACAUCCACUUGUGCAUCGAGCUGCUGGCCAACGUGGGCGACGGCGAGUGGCUCAAGGUGGCACACCGCAAGUCGGAACGGCUGACGAUCCGCAGCGGCGGGUCCCCGAAUCCGGACACAUGGACGCCGACCCCGGAGGGGACGGUAUAG
Sporothrix brasiliensis 5110 is the source of this 1362-nucleotide messenger RNA. RefSeq lists its product as uncharacterized. Lineage: Eukaryota; Fungi; Ascomycota; Sordariomycetes; Ophiostomatales; Ophiostomataceae. The record is from RefSeq and is a predicted model, not a curated record. The transcript has a single exon. Bases 1 to 1362 code for a protein of 453 amino acids.